GCCUGGAUCGCGUGACAGAGACUCGUCUGUGUACAAUUGAGACGAUAUAUUAUAGAGCAUACUGUUUCAAACACUGGUUAUACAACAGUUAGACCUCUUCGACACAGACACACAUCAAAAUGAGAAAGUUUUGGAAGUUUACCGGACUGUUUAUUGUCGGCAUUGCAAUAUACAUUGCAUACACAUCGAGAGACACCUUUGACCCAGAAAGCAUACGUGGGAAGCGAGUAGUUGUGACCGGUGCAAGUACCGGUAUUGGGGAACAAGUCGCCUACCAAUAUGCAAAGCUGGGAGCUAAUAUGUUAAUCACUGCUCGGAGAGAAAACCUACUUAAACAGGUUGUAAAGAAAUGUUUAGACUUGGGGGCGCAAUCCGCAAAGUACAUUUCACUGGACAUGCAAACCAUUAACGAGACUGGUAAAUUGAUAACUGAAGCUGAGAAGACACUCGGUGGAUUAGAUUAUCUCGUUUUAAACCACGCGCUCUACAACGUGGAAUUAUGGGAUGGCGAUAUCGAGGGACUUCAAGCACUAAUGAAUAUCAACUUUAUUUCCUAUGUGAAUCUAGCAACCAAAGCACUACCCAUGCUGUCUAAGUCUAAUGGUAGCAUAGCUGUAGUGUCAGCUGGUGCUGGUUUGUAUAGUUUGCCUGGUCUUGUUGCCUAUUCUGCCUCAAAACACGCCUUAAAUGGGUUCUUUGAAGGAUUGAGACUUGAACUGAAAUAUAAGGAAAUCGAUGUAGCUGUAACAUUGCUUUUACUUGGUGGUAUAACCACUGAUCAUGUGAUUGAUAUGAUACCGAAUUGUGACACAUUGGCACAUUUUGGUGACCCAACUGAGGCUACCUCAAUCAUCGUGAAAGCCACGAGUUCCAAACAGACAUGGGCUUACUACCCCUGGGCUGAUGUAAGAAUCAUGGAAAUAGUACAUACUAUUUCACGUGAUCUAUGUAAUAUCAUGAUAGCAGACUUACUGUUCCCAAUGUUAAGAAUGAUGAAGAUAUAG
Saccoglossus kowalevskii is the source of this 1004-nucleotide messenger RNA. RefSeq names its product hydroxysteroid 11-beta-dehydrogenase 1-like protein. Gene Ontology annotation, cellular component: intracellular membrane-bounded organelle. Gene Ontology annotation, molecular function: oxidoreductase activity. The record is from RefSeq and is a predicted model, not a curated record. NCBI's taxonomy places the organism in Eukaryota, Metazoa, Hemichordata, Enteropneusta, Harrimaniidae.